Austrofundulus limnaeus is the source of this 916-nucleotide messenger RNA. It is a transcript of the gene mllt11, whose product is annotated as MLLT11 transcription factor 7 cofactor. The record is from RefSeq and is a predicted model, not a curated record. Gene Ontology annotation, cellular component: cytosol; nucleoplasm. The transcript has 3 exons. Gene Ontology annotation, biological process: positive regulation of mitochondrial depolarization; positive regulation of release of cytochrome c from mitochondria; apoptotic signaling pathway. The coding region runs from base 201 to 434 and encodes 77 amino acids. Lineage: Eukaryota; Metazoa; Chordata; Actinopteri; Cyprinodontiformes; Rivulidae.
GUGCCAGUACAUAAAACUGUGCAUUUUAUGCAUUGAGCUCAUUGAACCUGCGGCAGAACAUCAGAUGCAGCAUCUGAUUCACCGGCAUUAAAAACCCAACAGAACACAAAAGAGGAACACGCUUUGUUUCCCUCCCAAACAACAGAACUCACAUUUAUUUACGAAACCGGAACCGAUCUGACGAAUAAUCAGACGUAAACAUGCUGGAGAAAUCAAACAGCCAGUACGACUCCUUCCUGUUCUGGAAACAACCGAUCCCAGCUCUGGACCUGUCGGAGCUGGAGGACCUGGGGUUGGUGGACCACAGCAAGCCCAAAAACAAGAUGUGGGGUCAGGACGAGGAGGAGCUGUCUGAGUUCUCCUCCUUCAACUACUGGAGAGCUCCAAUCGCAGACGUGGACUCUCUGCUGGCUGACCUCAACCUGCUGCUCUGAAACCCCUAUAACCUGACCCACAUCCUUUCAUUCGCACUGAUAAAGUUACUUUAGUGAAACAAACUCACAGCAGGCUGGAGAUGUUUUAGUAAAACUGCACCAGAAACAAAGCAUUAGUUUACAGCCACAGAUGAUCAACUUACGGUUAUGUUUGUGUUUAGAAUUUAAUUUAAAACUAUAGGUUUUGUCUCAUAGAUGAAUGCAUGACGUCAUCACCUGACUGAGUUUUUGUGAUUGUGAUUUUUGGUUGCAGCAUUAAAGCAAAAUCGGUGGCCUUGAACCUGAUAUAGAUCCAAAACCUACCUGGAGUAAAAAAAAAAAAAAAAAGGCUUAAUUUAUUUUCAGAUUUGUGCCUUUUUGUUUUAUUCAAAGCUGCUUUAACACUAAAUUCCUUUUUAUCCUGUUUGUGCAACUGGAUGAGAUUAAAACUUCUGAAUAUUUACCGCCUCCACACUAUAAUAAAAUGUCCUUUUGUAAACAUA